Messenger RNA from Drosophila biarmipes, 4537 nucleotides. RefSeq names its product putative fatty acyl-CoA reductase CG5065. Bases 1136 to 2995 code for a protein of 619 amino acids. Gene Ontology annotation, cellular component: peroxisome. Gene Ontology annotation, biological process: long-chain fatty-acyl-CoA metabolic process. The record is from RefSeq and is a predicted model, not a curated record. NCBI's taxonomy places the organism in Eukaryota, Metazoa, Arthropoda, Insecta, Diptera, Drosophilidae. The transcript is spliced from 11 exons. Gene Ontology annotation, molecular function: alcohol-forming very long-chain fatty acyl-CoA reductase (NADP+) activity.
AAGAUCGCACUUGCAUAAGCACACACACAUAUCUGUACAUAGUAUAUGGCCGAGAAAAGCAGUUAAAAAAGUUAAGAAAGUGGGCAAAGAACGGUCAACUCUCUACCGCGUGCGCUCUCUCUCCCUCUCUCUCCGUCUGUCCGCGAACGUGCUCUCCCCCUCGCGGUCGCUUGAUUUCUUUGCGCCUGCGCAACGGUCAUUCUUCGCCGUCUUCCCUCUCUUCGCUCUCUCUCGCAAAAGUGAAAAUAUUUGGAGAAAUUUCUUGGGGGCAGCCAAAGAAAAAGAAGCAGAAGAAGAAGCACACACACCACAGAAGAAACAGAAUUUCGGUCUGGAGUUUUUUAGUGUGUCAGGAGUGGGCAGAGGUAUCGGUAUCAUCGUAUCUUGCCUUGCCAGUAGUGUCAACAACGAAUCGAAGAAUCGUCAACGAAAAUUGUUUUCCGUUCUGUCGUACUCGGUUUUUUUCCACGCGAACGACCUUUGGAAACCCAAAACGCCGCCAGUGCCAAAAGUUCCGCUACAGCCCGAAACCACAACAAACGAAUUCGCAAGUCCCCCAAUGUCAAUGACCUAAAUUCGGGGUUUCUCGGAAAAACGAAGUGGGAAAAUCAAGUCAAGUCAAUGCAAACACGCGCUGCUGCUGCAGCAUCUUAGGCGUCUUCGAUUUUGGCCAAUAGCAUUGGCCAUAUGUUUGUCUAACAACUCUGCAGCGCACUCACGCCUGGAAGUUAUCGUAAACCGGUCUUGUUCACCCCCCACCCAACCCACAGGAUACACCUGCUGAACUCUUUUUGUACAAAACCAACCUAAAGCAACCUCCAGGACAAGCGACUCAUGGAAACAUGGACAGACGCUCAACGGCGACAGAAGGAUUUUCAACUAGCUUUUCGAAGGACUUAAUUGCAUAAAUUUAUAUGAACAAUUCAGCAGCUUCCAACUAGGGGAAAUCAGAGUAAUCACUUCCAAACCAAAAGAAUAUAUAGAUAUAUUAGAGGGGACACACCGCCCUUGGAAACUCGAGCGCACACUGCAAAUGACAAAGAACUGCUUCCUACUUUAACUUAAGCGCAGGACUCGAACCGCAGGAUACUAACAUAACAAAAAGACAACACAAAAAGGCAACAAACAAUCGAACAUGUCACACGCGGCAAACAACAAAGCGGAAACGGAAGCAGCCCCAAACAGCAGCCUCAAACAGUCCGCCGCCCCCCCGCCCGCUAACGGUCACGAUGCCAAGCUGCUCAACGGCACCUUGGCCCGAACCAACGGCCUAACCCAUGCCGCCAGCGUGGCCACCUCCUCCUCCGGCUACGGCAGCUCCGGUGCGGGCGCCGGCGGAGCCGCCUCCUCCGCAUCCUCAGCCGCAGCGGCGGCGGGGGCGUCCUCGACGGCCCUGCCCUUGCCGCCCAGCAGCAACGGCCUCCAGAUGCCCUACGAGCGGUUCCGGGCGGACGACACCAGCUACGUGCCCAUCGGCCAGUUCUACGCGGGACGCAGUGUCUUCAUCACGGGCGGCACCGGCUUCAUGGGAAAGGUGCUGGUGGAGAAGCUACUGCGCUCAUGUCCGGACAUAAGGAAUAUAUAUCUACUGAUACGACCGAAACGCGGUCAAGAAGUGUCGGCUCGUCUCACGGAACUGCUGAAUGCACCGCUCUUCGAAUCACUGCGCCAGGAGAAGCCCAAGGAGCUGAGCAAAGUCAUACCCAUUUCGGGCGAUAUUACUUCCGAGGAGCUUGGCAUUUCUGAAAAAGAUCAGAACCUACUGUGUCGCAAUGUUUCCGUCGUCUUUCACUCGGCCGCCACUGUGAAAUUCGACGAGAAGCUCAAGCUGUCUGUCACAAUCAAUAUGCUGGGCACGAAACGCCUCGUCGAGCUCUGCCAUCGCAUGCUGUCACUGGACGCACUUAUCCAUGUAUCCACUGCCUAUUGCAAUUGCGAUAGAACCGAUGUGUCCGAGGUUAUCUAUGCACCGCCCUAUAAUCCCGACGAUAUCAUUUCACUAAUCAACUGGCUUCCGGAGGAUAUACUUGAUCAGCUUACACCGCGCCUCAUUGGCAAGCGCCCCAAUACGUACACAUUUACAAAAGCCUUAGCGGAGCAUAUGUUACUUAAGGAGGCUGGUAAUCUGCCCGUUGCCAUUGUGAGGCCAUCGAUUGUGACUGCCAGUCUGAAUGAGCCGUUUGCCGGAUGGGUGGACAACUUCAAUGGGCCAACGGGUCUGGUUUCGGCGCUGGCCAAGGGCAUGUUCCGCACGAUGAUGUGUGAGAAGAACUAUGUGGCCGAUAUGGUACCUGUCGAUAUUGUGAUUAACCUGAUGAUCGCCGCCGCCUGGCGCACAGCGACCCGCAAGUCCAACAACCUACUCAUCUACAAUUGUUGCACCGGCCAGCGCAAUCCCAUAAUCUGGUCGGAGUUUGUCAAACACGCCAUGACGAGUGUGCGCAAGCAUCCCCUGGAGGGCUGCCUGUGGUAUCCGACUGGCGACCUGCGCAUGAACCGCCCCAUGAACACGCUGAAUUGUAUAGCCAAACACUUUCUGCCGGCCUACAUUCUGGACGGAGUGGCAAGAAUCAUGGGCAAGAAGCCAUUCGUUGUCAACGUACAAAACAAAAUUGCCAAAGCUGUGGAAUGCCUCGAGUACUUCGCCACACGCCAAUGGCGCUUCAAGGACGACAAUGUCCACGCCCUGCUGCACACGCUGAGUCCCAAGGAUCGCGAGAUCUUCGUCUUCGACGUGCGCCACAUCAACUGGGACAAGUACGUGGAGCGCUACGUCCUGGGCUUCAGGGAGUUCCUGUUCAAGCAGCGUCCCGAGUCGCUGCCGGCCAGCAGAAAGCGCAUGCUCAGGCUCUACUAUCUGCAUCAGCUGACCAAACUGGUGGCGGUGCUGCUCACCUGGCGCUUCCUCAUGUCGCGCUCGAAGCGGCUGAACGAUUUGUGGAGCUCCUUCCUGGAGAACGCGCUCAAGAUGGCGCGCUUGAUACCCUUUUUGUAAUUACGUGCGGAUGGCGACCGGUGUGGAAGCUUGGAGACAGCAGCUGCGGACAUAUGUAUAUGUGCUGGGAUCUGGCAGGAUCUGCGAUGAUCUUCUUCUUUGCGAUUUCUAAAUGCCCCAACGCGGCGUACACUUUAGAGGUUCUUAGCAAAUAGUUAUAUUCAUAUUUUUCUAUAUAUGUUACAAAUGAGUAAACAGCAGAAGCCACAACCACAACACAUCCGAACAACCACGACGCAAGGAGCAUCGCAUCAGCUACUAACUAACAGAUUAAAAUAUUGACAUUAACGCAAUGGGGUAAUUAAAUGGCAUCCAUCACAUUAUUCAGGUGCAAUGAUAGGUCAGGUGUGAGAGGGCAGGAGUUUUAUUUGGCCCGGUGUCGGUUGUUGUCUCCAUUUAUCUAUCUCCCUGUCUCUCCUUCUGCGAGAUUGUACAAUUUUGUGAAAUAAUUUAAAAACGCGCAAGGGGAAAGCCCAGAGUCGAAGUGAAUUCCACCUGUUUGCAUAAAGAGAUACACGGGGGAUUGCUCGAGUGAAUUUAUGGUCGGGAUUCAACGAUGGUGAAGCAAUUUGAAUGAAUUAGUACAUCCAAAACUAUACAAAACAGACAUUUGAAAAGACAAACAAAAGCGAUUAGUUCAGCAAUGAUUAGUAAAGAGAAUAAAUGAAAUUAAAAGAAAUGGCUUGUUAUUGCUUUAAAAAUUACAUAAACGUAACGUAAACUAUGCUAAUUAAUUAAUAUUAAUUAUAAAUAUUAUUACGUAACGAGCGAACAUUGCAUAUAAAUAAUACGACAACAAAAAACCAACAUUAUUUAUAAUUGAAUGUAGUUUUAACAUUUUUACAUUUACAAUUAAGUUUUCAAUUUAUAUAAAACAAAGCAGAAGGAGCGGAAUUAUAUACGACAGGAGACAAGAAUUCAGAUAUACAAAAUUCAAUUUAUGUAUAUGUAUAUGACAAAAAGCGAAAACACAAGCGAAAAACUACAAAAAAAUCAUAAUGAUAAUAAAUUAAUGAAAACAAAAAUUAUAUUUAUAUAUAAACAUCAGAAACAUAAUUUCUUAGCAUUUGCAGCCUAAACACUAAAUCUAAGCGUAGCCAGAAAUGGAGUUUCCAAAAGAUAACAAACUAUGAAAGAAGUUUUUUGAAACAAACGCAAUUAGAGAAACACGAUUAUGAAAUUUAUAUUUAAAUGCGAUAAAUUAAAAAACACAAAACAAAAACCUAUACAAACAAACACACUGAAACCAAGACACAUAUAGUAAGAACAUUCCAUCCAGUCUGUAGGAAAUCGGGUCAUCAACCAACUCUUCCUCCACUUUGGACUUUGCUUCCCGUCUCGUUUGAUCGAUAUGGGCCUGGUAAUAUGGGCCGGGUCACAGGUCACAGGUCACGGCCAGGAUACAGUUCGUUCUCGGGUUCGUUUUCGUGCAAUUAUGAAAUAUCUUAUGUUAUGCCUAGAAUUUAUUAUGUUUUAUUUCUAAAUCGAUUUGUAAAUUGCAGUGCAUCAAUAAAAUACACUUCCAAAAUAAUAAUACAAAUA